CAGCACAUGUAAACACGUUGGUCGACACGCUGCCAUUAGCGACCACUCGAGCAGUCGUCGGCUCCACUAACUCCUUUAUACAUACUGCAUGUAACAUAAAGAAGAGGAGAAGAAGUGCUUAGAAGGACAUCAGUCAUAAUAAGAAGUUGUCCAAAUUAUCACACCCGGUCGUUAUUUUAUAAAAACAAAGCAAAAUGCAGAGUGAUGAUAUAACAUGGAGUAUCAUAAACAAAACUUUUUGCUCAUUUAAAAUUCAAACAAAAAGCCAAAGAUUUUGUAGAAAUGAAUACAACCUAACAGGAUUAUGCAGUCGUAGCUCCUGUCCUCUUGCAAACACACAGUAUGCUACUGUCAGAGAAGAGAAAGGCAUUAUUUAUCUAUACAUGCGUACUGCUGAAAGGGCCUUUUUCCCAGCUAAACAAUGGGAAAAGGUAAAGUUGUCACGGAACUUUGUGAAAGCAUUGCAGCAGAUAGAUGAAAAUCUGGUCUUUUGGAAGAAAUACUUUCGUCAAAAAUGCCGUCAGCGCCUGCUCAAAAUCACACAAUACCUGACUCGUAUGAGAAAACUUAAACUAGGAAGACAGAAGAAGUUGGUCCCAAUAAAGCGUAAAAUUGACUUACGUAUCAAAAGACGUGAAGAGAAAGCUCUUAUUGCUGCUAGGAUUGACAAUGCAAUUGAAAAGCAGCUUCUACAAAGGUUGAAAGAUGGAACCUAUGAGCGCAUUUACAACUUUCCUCAAGAAGCGUUUGAUGUUCGAGUUGAAGAGGAAGAAGAAGAAGAAAGUGAUAUUGAGGAGGAAGUAGUGAAUGAGAAUGAGGAAGAAAUUGAGACUGAUGAGGAUGUUGAGCAACAACUAGAAAAAGAAGUUAUGGACGAAGAAAGACGAGAAGGGAUGGAUAGUGAUGAGGAGGAGGAAGAUGAGAGUGAGGAAGAGAGGGAGUUUAUUGGGGACUUUGACGAAAGUGAAGAAGAAGAUAUUGAUCUAGAGGAAGCAGCUAAUAAUCUGGCCUUAAGCUCUGAAGAGGAAGUUGACCCUGCUGAUGACAGUGAAGACCAAUCAGAAUCUUCUCCUCUCAAAAACAAGAAGAGAUUACGAAAGGAGAGCAAAGUCCCGAAAGUUAUCAAACGUCGAGGUAAAGCACGCUUGGAAGUGGAAUAUGAAGUACCAGAAACAUCUACUAAAGUCAAACUUGCAUCUUGAAGAAAUAAUUUUAUAGCAAUACAAACUUGUGUUCGAAUUGAAAACUAUUAAUUUUUUUUUUUUUUUAAUAUAUUCAUGUAUUAUAUAGAAACUUACAUGUAUUACUGUUAAAUAAAUAAAUGCAUCAUUAUAUCAAUUGGUAUAAUAUAUGCUAAAUCUCAUCUGUAAGUUAAAAAUAGAACAUUACUGUAAAUUGAGAUAGCUUAUAUACAUGUACUGUAUUUUAAGAAACUUUCCACCUUCUCAA
Messenger RNA from Procambarus clarkii (red swamp crayfish), 1449 nucleotides. It is a transcript of the gene Rbm13, whose product is annotated as RNA-binding motif protein 13. Lineage: Eukaryota; Metazoa; Arthropoda; Malacostraca; Decapoda; Cambaridae. Gene Ontology annotation, cellular component: nucleolus; preribosome, large subunit precursor. Gene Ontology annotation, biological process: maturation of 5.8S rRNA; maturation of LSU-rRNA. The record is from RefSeq and is a predicted model, not a curated record.